Theobroma cacao (cacao) is the source of this 3333-nucleotide messenger RNA. RefSeq names its product P-loop containing nucleoside triphosphate hydrolases superfamily protein. The record is from RefSeq and is a predicted model, not a curated record. Lineage: Eukaryota; Viridiplantae; Streptophyta; Magnoliopsida; Malvales; Malvaceae. Gene Ontology annotation, cellular component: mitochondrial outer membrane. Gene Ontology annotation, molecular function: ATP hydrolysis activity; ATP binding.
AACUCUUUCACAUUCAUUCUCUUCUUUGUCCUUCAAUACUUCCAUUUCCAACAACCCCAUUUCUUUUUUUCUUCUUCUUUCUUUGAAUCUUUUCUCCCAUCUGUUUUCGUUUCUCUUUGAAUCUUCACAUAGGUUUUCUUUCUAAUACAUAUUUCAAAGGAUUCGUUGCAAAAAACAAACCUUUUAUCUGUCAAGAUAGCAAAGUCUCAUGCGUUGAGAUUAAGAACAAAGGAAGAAGAGAAGUCAAGGGUAAGUUUUUUUUUUGGUUUGGUUGAGAAGGAGAAAGAAGGCUUUUUUUGUUUGGUUGGAUAGAGAGAUGGAACAAAAGCGGAUAUUGUUGUCAGCUUUAAGUGUUGGGGUUGGUGUUGGGGUAGGUCUUGGAUUGGCUUCAGGGCAAACUGUGAGCAAAUGGGCUGGCAAAAGUUCUGCAGAAGAUGGUAUUACAGGGGAGCAGAUUGAGCAGGAACUUAUGAGACAGGUUGUGGAUGGAAAGCUUAGCACGGUCACCUUUGACGACUUCCCUUAUUACCUUAGUGAGAGAACUCGGGUGUUAUUGACAAGUGCUGCUUAUGUCCAAUUAAAACACAAUGAUGUUUCUAAGCACACACGGAAUCUUUCCCCUGUCAGCAGAGCUAUUUUGCUCUCAGGACCUGCCGAACUUUACCAGCAAAUGCUUGCCAAGGCUUUGGCACAUGACUUUGAAUCAAAGCUACUGCUUUUGGACAUAACUGAUUUUUCUCUUAAGAUGCAGAGCAAAUAUGGUUGUACCAAGAAAGAACCUUCAUUCAAGAGGUCCAUCUCAGAAAUGACAUUAGAGCGAAUGAACAGCUUGUUUGGUUCCUUUUCACUCCUUUUGCCUAGAGAAGAAACAAGUGGCACGUUACGUCGACAGGGCAGUGGUAUUGAUAUUAAGUCCAGGGCUGUGGAAGGUUCAAGCAAUCUUCCAAAACUCCGUAGAAAUGCCUCAACUGCAUCUGAUAUGAGUAGCAUCUCUUCAAAUUGUACUCUCACAAAUCCAGCAUCCCACAAGCGCACUAGCAGUUGGUGUUUCGAUCAGAAACUUUUUCUACAGUCACUUUACAAGGUACUGGUUUCAGUAUCUGAAACUGGUUCCAUCAUCUUAUACCUGAGGGAUGUCGAGAAGCUCCUCCUCCGAUCACAACGCUUAUAUAAUCUGUUUCAAAAAUUGUUGAACAAACUUUCGGGUUCAGUGUUGAUACUUGGUUCCAGGAUGUUGGACCCAGAAGAUGACCGCAGGGAGGUGGAUCAGAGGCUCUCGGUAUUAUUCCCAUACAAUAUUGAGAUAAAACCACCAGAAGAUGAAACUCGUCUUGAUAGCUGGAAAGCCCAACUGGAAGAGGACAUGAAGGUGCUCCAAAUUCAAGAUAACAGAAACCACAUUGCUGAAGUACUUGCAGCAAAUGACCUUGAAUGUGAUGAUUUGGGUUCGAUCUGUCAAGCAGACACAAUGAUCCUAAGUAAUUACAUUGAAGAAAUUGUGGUAUCAGCAAUCUCUUAUCACUUGAUGAACAAUAAGGAUCCAGAAUACCGAAAUGGCAAGCUUGUUAUAUCAUCCAAGAGCUUGUCCCACGGACUAAAUAUAUUCCAGGAAGGAAAAAGUUGUGGGAAGGAUACCUUAAAAUUAGAGGCAAAUGCUGACUCUGCCAAGGAAAAUGAAGGUGAAGAGGCUGUGGGUGCAAAGACCGAAUCAAAAUCCGAAACCCCUGCCUCUGAAAGCAAAAGUGAGACUGAGAAGUCCAUUCCUGCUGCGAAGAAAGAUGGAGACAAUCCACCAGCACCUAAAGCACCUGAAGUUCCUCCUGAUAAUGAAUUUGAGAAAAGAAUAAGGCCAGAGGUUAUCCCUGCGAAUGAGAUAGGGGUGACAUUUGCAGAUAUUGGUGCUAUGGAUGAGAUCAAAGAAUCACUUCAAGAGCUGGUCAUGCUCCCUCUGCGAAGACCAGAUCUCUUCAAAGGUGGGCUUCUCAAGCCUUGUAGAGGUAUAUUACUCUUUGGGCCUCCUGGUACUGGGAAAACAAUGCUGGCAAAGGCCAUCGCGAAUGAAGCUGGAGCAAGUUUCAUUAAUGUCUCAAUGUCCACCAUCACAUCAAAAUGGUUUGGAGAAGAUGAAAAGAACGUAAAAGCUUUAUUUACACUAGCAGCAAAGGUUGCACCAACUAUUAUUUUUGUGGAUGAGGUUGAUAGCAUGCUGGGGCAGAGGACUAGAGUUGGGGAGCAUGAGGCUAUGCGGAAAAUUAAGAAUGAGUUCAUGACACAUUGGGAUGGUCUAUUGACCAAAACCGGUGAGCGAAUUCUUGUUCUUGCUGCAACCAACAGGCCAUUUGACCUUGAUGAAGCAAUAAUUAGGCGAUUUGAGCGCAGAAUUAUGGUUGGCCUUCCAUCCAUUGAGAGCAGGGAACUGAUUUUGAAAACUCUACUGGCAAAAGAGAAAGUUGAAGAUCUGGACUUUAAGGAGCUUGCAACCAUGACAGAAGGAUAUAGUGGAAGUGAUCUCAAGAACUUGUGCGUGACAGCAGCUUAUCGACCUGUUAGGGAGUUGAUACAGCAGGAGAGGUUGAAAGAUCUGGAAAAGAAGAAGAGAGAAGAGGCAGGCAAGAGCUCAGAAGAUGCCUCAGAAACAAAAGAAGAGGACAAGGAGGAACGAGUAAUAACUUUGAGGCCUUUAAACUUGGAAGAUUUGAGACAGGCAAAGAAUCAGGUUGCUGCUAGCUUUGCUUCUGAAGGAUCAAUAAUGGGCGAGCUGAAGCAAUGGAACGAUUUGUAUGGAGAAGGAGGUUCGAGGAAGAAGCAACAGUUAACUUACUUCCUUUAGAUUAUAGAAAGCAGGCAUCUCAUGUACUCAUCAACUGGGUUCUCUACGAAGAGAUGUGAAAAUUUGGUGAUGCCGAAAGCCCCUUCAACGAAAAUGCAAGUCGUUCCACUUCCAGGCAUACAUGGGGUAUGGCAUCCAAGAUGGAAAGCUCUGGCACGGCAUCCUUGUACAAAGAAAUGCCGACCAAUACCUCAGAGCUCUUGUAGGGUUUGUGUGAAAUAGCUUUUUAAAGUAUAUAUCUGGCAUUUGCACAUGAUGCUUAGAAAAGGGGUUAUUUGGCAAAUGUAUUCCACUCCAUGAACCAUUUGCCACCAAUCUUUGGGUAUUUUAGUUGUGUUCUGUGAAUGUGUGGUAUUUUGAAAUGCCGAAGGAUUUCCACUUUCAAAACAUGGGAGGAGUUUGUAUUGGAUUGCUUGAGAUUCUCUACUUUAGUUUAUAAGUACAUUCUCUACAGUGGCAUUUGUACAAUGGUCUCGUAUAAUCUUAAUGGUAUAUUUCUUGUA